Molecule: messenger RNA, 1229 nt
Organism: Pelecanus crispus (Dalmatian pelican)
Lineage: Eukaryota; Metazoa; Chordata; Aves; Pelecaniformes; Pelecanidae
Source: RefSeq, a predicted model, not a curated record
GUCUCUUGUAGCUAACCUCGCUGCUGCUAAUUGCUAUAAGAAGGAAAAGCAUCUUGAUUUGGAGAAGAACUGGAAGUUGGUGGAAAAGGCCAAAGUUUAUUAUAUAGCAGGGUUCUUCUUGACGGUGUCACCAGAAGCAGUAUUAAAAGUGGCUACUCAGGCUUCUGCAAACAACAAGGUCUUCAGCUUGAAUCUUUCUGCACCAUUUAUUAGCCAGUUCUACAAAGAGCCUAUGAUGAAAGUCAUGCCUUAUGUCGAUGUCCUUUUUGGAAAUGAGACGGAAGCUGCCACUUUUGCUAGAGAGCAAGGCUUUGAGACUGAAGACAUUAAAGAGAUAGCCCGGAAGACACAAGCCCUGCCAAAGGUGAACACUAAAAGGCAACGAAUCGUAGUCUUUACCCAGGGGAAAGAUGACACUGUGAUGGCUACAGAAAAUGAAGUGUCUACUUUCCCUGUGUUAGUGAGUGAUCAGAGUGAAAUUGUGGAUACCAAUGGAGCUGGAGAUGCGUUUGUUGGAGGCUUUCUCUCACAGCUCGUCUAUGACCGGCCGGUGACCGAGUGCAUCCGGGCUGGACAUUACGCAGCCAGCGUAAUUAUCAAGCGUUCAGGUUGCACCUUCCCAGAGAAGCCUGACUUCCACUGAUACUGGUGAAUUGGAGGGAUCAAGAGUAACUCCUAUGUUGCCAUGGGAUUGCUGCCUAAAUUUUUCCUCCUUCCCUUUCCUCACCUUUCCAAUUACCUGCAUCAACGCUUCUGUACUUCUGUUCAUCGUAUUCUAAACAAAAUGUAUAUUUCUAUGGUGUUUUCCUUUUCAUACUACUACAAUGUCUCAGUAGUCUUAACUUUUGGAAACAGUGCUAAGUGAAGUUUAUUCUCUCAUCCAUCAGGAAAAAUUGUUCUAUUUACACAGUUUAUAAGGAAGUCCCAAGUAAGUGACACUGCUGAUUAACACCAUUAAAAUACUUCUGUUGAAUUAUCUAGUUUGUAUCCAGCUGUGGCCAAAUCCUGCUCAACUUACGUGAAAUCAACAGACCUGGCUUUAUUUGUCACUUAACAUUAUAAACCAAGGAUUGUUCUUUCUAUAUAGUGGAGUCACACAAGUGUAGAGAGUGGUGUAAAUGUCCCAAGAAUUUGCUUACAUAUUUGAGUGUGCAAGAUCUGGCCAUCAGGUGCAGCCCAGGUUCCGCGCAAGUGAAUAGCUAUUUGGUCAGUAACUUAAGGACCUGAUC